This is a messenger RNA of Poeciliopsis prolifica (blackstripe livebearer), 5176 nucleotides long. It is a transcript of the gene parp142.2, whose product is annotated as poly(ADP-ribose) polymerase family member 14-related sequence 2.2. Gene Ontology annotation, molecular function: transcription corepressor activity; NAD+ poly-ADP-ribosyltransferase activity. Lineage: Eukaryota; Metazoa; Chordata; Actinopteri; Cyprinodontiformes; Poeciliidae. Gene Ontology annotation, cellular component: cytoplasm; nucleus. The transcript has 13 exons. Bases 69 to 4274 code for a protein of 1401 amino acids. Gene Ontology annotation, biological process: negative regulation of gene expression. The record is from RefSeq and is a predicted model, not a curated record.
UCAGCGAACGCUAUUUCCUCAGAAUAGGGACAAGAACAGAAAGUUCUCUCUUAGUUUAGAAGUCAAAAAUGGCUGAAUAUCCUUAUCCACUGUAUUUUGAGGCCAGAUAUUUAACAGACAGAGAGAAGGACAAGGUCAGUAGACACUUUCAGAAAAGAAGACUCUCGGGGGGAGGCGACUGUGGUGGGAUUGAAAAGGUGGAAGACAAGAUCUAUAAAGUCUGCUUCAAGGAACAACAAGACCAGGAAAGGGUGUUAAAGAGGAAAACUCAUACGAUUAGUCUCCCUGGGGGAGAUUUACACCUGACUGUGACUCGGAGCAAUUCACCGCAGACCCAGGAUCAGCCAUCGACAAGCCAAUCACAAACGACUACUAAAGUCAGCACAAAAGGACUUGAGAAGACUUUCAGGACAGACAUAUUUCUCUUGUUCUACAUGAGAGACAACCCUAAAGCUUACAAAAUACUGCAGAAGCAGUUUUCUGCAAUUGGCUGCACAAUACAGCUCGACUUUGACGAAGAAGAGGCAGUAGUGAGGGGGAACAUAGAGAAGGGGCCCGGAGGAGCUUUUGAUGGCGCUGCAGAAAACUGGGAGCUACAAGUGGACCGGAUCUUCGUCAAUCUCAUCGAGGACUACACCUGCCAUCAUGUCCUUGAGCCCAAACAAGUCAAGAAGGUUCUACAGGAUCCCUUCUUUGUGUCUGAUGAUGUGAGAGUGUACUCAGAGAGUGGCUAUGCUGUGGUUGUGGGGGAAUCAGUUGUAGUGAAGGAGAAGAUUGCGGUUCUGGAAAAAAGCAUACCAACUCGCAAAGAGCAGCCGGUUGUGGAGAAGUGGUUCAAACUGAUUGAGGAGGAGUUCAACCGAGAGAUGAGUGCAAAUUGUCCAGAGGUUAAAAUCAGCAGGGCCACUAACAUCAUAAUCUUAGAAGGUUCUGAAGAUAAGGUGCAGUCUGCUGCAGCCAAACUGAAUGAACUGAUGAAAACGAUAAAGGAGAAGAGGCUCAGCCUUUCCAAUGAUUUAUUAGACUUCAUGGCAACUAGCAGCAUCAUCUCCAAGUACCAAACACGAUUUCAGCAAAGUCUCAGGAGUCCAGUGUCCCUGGAGGUGGGGUCGGAUUUGGUUCUGUCCAGUUCGUCUUCGGAUGCUCUGAGGGAAGCUGAGAUGGCGGUGCUUAGAGAUCUCAGUGAGUCCAGUGUGACUCUUCAGGGAGCUGCAGCGGUGGCUCCAGAUCUAGACAGACUCAAGGAAAGUCUCAACAAAGCCAAGGAUGAGGAAAACCGUGGUGAGCUCAGAGUGAGUGUUAGCUUCCUUCUUGGAUCCAGUGGCACUCCGUCAACCAAAGUAAAGCUGGUGGGCUACACUGAAAACGUGAACACGCUUAAAGACCUUCUUUAUGAUCACCAGGCAAAUCAGGUUUCAACUCAAGAGGUUAUCAGUCUGCAGUAUCCUGAACUUGUUGACUGCUUUGAUAAAAUCUUAGCAAUACUUGGCAUGAAGUGGACCGAUGUGACAAUCAAAGCCUCGUCUUUUCCAAACCCUUGUGUUCUUUUGUCUGGUCCUCGUUUGCUGGUUCAGGAGGCCAAACAAGCCCUUGGGUCAGCUCUGGCCAGCAUGACAAUGGACAAACUGGUUCUGGACGGUCCUGGGGCGCUGCAGUACUUCCAAGGAGCUGGUAAAGACAGCAAGGAGCUGGUUGAAGUAUCCUAUCAGGUCAUUAUUAGGGAACAACAAGUUGUUAGCCCACCAGUUGUGGUAAACAAACAGCGAAGCCUCAGCAGCAUCCCACCAACACCAACUCCCAGGUCUCGAUUCAGCACCGUUGGAGACAGUCCAGUCAAAAUCAACCUAGAAAUCAAGAUUGGCAGUUUAGAGAAAGAGCAGGUGAACAUUUUGGUCGUCCCCACACACGGCAGGCAGCUGUCUAUAACAAAAAUUGGCAAGUCAUUGCUUGUGAAAGGCGGAGAUGUAAUCAAAUCAAAGUUUGACUUAUUGGCUGCAAAUUCUUACCUCGUUCCUGGUGAUGUUCUGGAGGUCGGUGCCAGCGCCUCUCUGGGUUGCUCCAAGAUAUUCUGCAUAGAGUGCCUGGCUUGGGACGGAGUUGGAGGAAGAGGAGUGCAGGCUCUUUCCAGGGGGCUAAGAAGAUGUUUGGACCUCUGUGUAGAGAAGGGCUUCAGUUCAGUGGCCAUUCCUGUUAUUGGACCUGGACUGCUCCUAAAAUACCCCUUGAGUGAAGCCGUGCAGGUUCUGAAGGAAAGCAUUCGCCAAUUUGCAUUGUCUAACCAAUGCGGAAAUCUCACCACCAUCCACAUUGUCAUUAAACCAGGCUAUCCAGACUCCGAGGAGACCUACCAUGAAGUAUACAAACAUCUCAGCUCAAUCAUGAACCAGAGAGGCAGAGCACUCUUCAGGUCCCUCACCAGUGACCUCGAUGACGUCAACAUCACUGUAGGAGGCGGGGUCAAACUGCAGUUGGUGUUCGGCGACAUCACUAACGAGACUACAGACGUUGUGGUGAACACCACCGAUUUUGUCAACUUCUACAAUGAGGGAGUUUGCAAAGAUAUUUUAACCGUAGCUGGAUCAGGGGUGGAAGCUCAGCUGAAAACAGGUAAGAGAGGAGAAUUGGCCACGUGUCUGAAAGCAACACACAGUCCAUUAUUUGGUUUUUGUGGCGAUCUCCUGUGCUUUGUGUGUACAGCGAACGUGAGCCGAGGAAAUCCUUUUGUGACGCCGCCUGGGCAUUUCCCCUGUAAAGCCAUCUUACACGUAUGUGGAGAGAAAGACGCAAGCCUUGUUGAAGCUUUUGUGCCCAGCAUCGUUAACUACUGUGAAGACCAGGGAUUCAGCUCUGUAGCCAUUCCUGCCAUCUGUGCAGGAGCCGGUGGGCUGGACCCUGCAGUCGUUGCAGGCGCCAUCCUGAGAGGAAUCAAAACUGCCACAUCAUCCGGUCCUUUUUACAGCCUCACCUCCAUCCGCCUUGUCCUGAUUAAAAUCAACGUCUUCUUAGCUUUUAAAGAAGAGGCAACACAGAUGUUUCCUACUUCUGGAAGAAACGCACCAUCAUUUCAGGUGCCUCAGGCACAACAACAGGCACCUUUACCUCUGAUUGCCAACCUCAGCAUAUAUAAUACCAUUCCUGUAAGUGAGCCAUCUACAUUCCUGUUCCUGGGUCUUACCAGACAGGAUGUUACUGAUGCUAUGGAAAAACUGAAGAAUCUUUAUAAGCAUCAGUGUACUGAACACACAUUCCCAAAAGAGCAGCUAGGCAGUCUCCACGCAGACGACAUGUUGGAUCUGCAGCAGCUGGUGAGGACGGAGGGUCUGUACAUGAAGAAGGACCCCUCUGGAAACCUGAUAGUGAACGGUAUGAAAGACGGGGUGAACAGGGCGAUCGUGAAGUUCAAUUCAAACCUGCACGGUACCCUGUUGAGAGAGGUGAGAGGGAGGGACGAGGACGAUUUGUUCGCGCGCGUGAUGUGGUGCAUCCUGGGGAACAACGGAAACUGGGAAAGACUCCCCAAAACGGCCAAUUACAACCUGGAAAUGAAGGAUGUUGGAGGAGGAAUUACGGAUUCAUACAGAGUCUCGUGGCAAGUGGAUCUACAAAGCUUAACGGUCUCAGCUCAAGGACGCAAAACAAACAUCAAACGACUUGAGAAUCUGGAAGACUUCACGUUCCCUCUGGAAUGGGACACCAUGGCGAACGGUGAGGACAUGAAGAGGGUAGUGCUGGAGUCUUCUUCACCAGAAUACAAGAGAGUGAAGCAGGGAUUCAAACGAUCUGCUAAACACACUGUGAUGAAGAUUGAGCGCGUGCAGAACAUUCAUCUACGUCGUGCCUAUGAGGCACAGAAGAAAAAAAUAUUUGAAAAGAACAAACAAGAGGGAGCUGCAAAUGAAAAGUUUCUAUACCAUGGGACCACGGAGGACAACUGUGACUCCAUCAUGAAAACUGGCUUCAACAGGCGCUUCUGUGGGCAAAACGCAACAAGUUACGGUGAGGGAACCUACUUUGCCGUAGAUGCCAGUUACUCCAGCCACCCCACCUACUCCAGACCUGCUGCUGAUGGUUCUCAGCUGAUGUUUGUGGCGAGAGUCUUGACAGGCGUCUACACUCUGGGCCAAAGGGGCAUGAAGGUUCCUCCGGCUCUCGACGUCCAGGAGCCUCAUAUACGAUACGACAGCGUGGUGGAUAACAUGGGCAGACCCAACAUGUUUGUCGUGUUCCACGAUGACCAAGCUUAUCUGGAUUACCUCAUCACCUUCAGACAAUGACUCUGAAAACGUCUCAUGGUUCUGUCACAGUCGGCGUGAAGCAAUGGUUUCUGGGUAUUUUAGGUUGGAAAUAUUUCCUGGGUUACUGGAAAACCUCAAACAAAAUGUUAGCGUAACCUUGAUUAUUAUUAUUAUAUCAGAUUUUUGAGCGUCCUAUGAGGUUUUUUGUUUGAUUUCUUUAUGUCUUAAAAUUAGAGGCUGGUCCGGUCCACACACGUAUCAACACAUAAUAAACCUGUUAAAAUGGUCUUUGGAAACUUAUUACAGAAAGACACAAUUUAUUGAAACCUUUCUGACUGAAUCUGUGAAGAAAUUCCAAAUGAAACAAUCUUAAAUACAUCUUGAACAAAUCUCAAAUGGCUUCAACAGGGUUAUUCCAAAGGGAGCUGAAAAUCUGAUCUUUGCUGCACAUUUGACCAUUUCUGAAACACAUGACCUCCAGAUAUUGCUAAUUUGUUUUAAAUAGUUUCAGGGAAAACCAGAGAAAAAAAACAGACUCAAUAGAAGCAAAAUUAAAGACGAGUGAUUUAGAGGUUUUGCAGAGCACUAUAAAUACAAAUGAGCAAGCAUUAAAUAAAAAUAUAAAUAUAAAUACUGUACACAUAAUAAUUAUUGUUUACAUGAAUUAAUCUAAAAAGUCCCACUGAUUUUUAACCGUAUGAUUAAGCCUGUACAGUAAAAUGUGUGCAAAAACUUUUUUUUUCUGAACUUAUGUCCCAUAAAAAGUUACUGUGUCGUGGAUCAACUUGAUCUUUUUCUCUUGCUUAAUUAAUCUGACCGUCUUGAUUUUAGUCCAAAUGUUUUUUGUUUUUUUUCUCUGAAUAAAACUUUUCAAAACAGGAAAUGUGUCGGUGACUUUUGAGGCUGCGGUUGCUCUGUUUUUAUGAGCGCUCUCCUCAACU